AUGGCAGCGGCAACGACAGAGGAGAUGACGCCUGCGCAGCAAGAGUCGGUCUAUUUCAGCAACUACCCUCCACCCAAGAACCUACCAAAACACGAAGCCCUCGCGAGGGCCUUUAUUGAAUAUCAUACCGAAGCGAACAGACGGGUUGUCCUUGUGACAUCCGGCGGCACAACGGUGCCUCUGGAAAACCAGACCGUGCGAUUCAUCGAUAACUUCUCCGCCGGAACGAGAGGUGCGACGUCCGCCGAGUAUUUCCUCCAGGAAGGAUACGCCGUGAUCUUCCUGCAUCGGCAAUACAGUCUUCUGCCGUAUUCGCGACACUACAGCCACUCGACCAACUGUUUCUUGGAUUUUAUGGAUGAGGCGGAAUCGCCGGACACCGACCAUGGCCGCAUCGUGGUGCGCAGUGAGUAUCAGGACGAGAUGCGGGAUGUGUUGCGGAAAUAUCGCUAUGCCAAACGAAAUAACCUGCUGCUGCUCCUGCCUUUCACCACGGUCUCCGAGUACUUGUUCGAAUUGCGGAUGCUGGCACAGUUGAUGAAACCCCUGGGCCCCAAUGCGCUGUUUUACCUUGCCGCUGCGGUCAGCGAUUUCUUCAUCCCCCGCGAGCGGAUGGCCGAGCAUAAAAUCCAGUCAUCCGAGCUCCCCGCUUCCCUGGAUAGCUCCCAUGCAGUCGCGGGAUCGGAUAUCUACACCGGCGGAAUCGAGGCCCAACCACCCACCCACAGUAAGAAACUCGUGAUCGAUCUGGACCCUGUCCCCAAGUUCCUGCACCAGCUGGUCGAUGGCUGGGCGCCUGACGGAAGCAUGAUUGUCUCGUUCAAGCUGGAGACGGAUCCCAAUCUGUUGGUCUACAAGGCUCAGACGGCGCUGAAGCGGUAUGCGCACCACCUGGUGAUCGGCAAUCUCCUCUCGACACGAAAGUGGGAGGUUGUCUUUGUGACCCCGGAGCCUCCCUAUGAGCGUUGGAUCCGGGUGCCCAAGUCGAGGCGUAGCAAGAGUAUUUCCGGAGCGGAAGAUCAGGUGGGAUUGGCGGAGGCAAAGAAGCAACUCAACGAUGACUCGACGAACCGUUCCCGUGGGGAAACCCGAGGGGAAGAUGUACAGGGGCAAGGAAGCAGUAGCCCCGAGGACGGAGUGGAGAUCGAGAGUCUGAUCAUUCCCGAGUUGGUGAAGCUGCACUCGAACAUGAUCGCCAAACACCAAACCAAGCAAGCAGUGAUUCAGUAG
Molecule: messenger RNA, 1230 nt
Organism: Aspergillus clavatus NRRL 1
Lineage: Eukaryota; Fungi; Ascomycota; Eurotiomycetes; Eurotiales; Aspergillaceae
Product: phosphopantothenate--cysteine ligase CAB2
Exons: 1
Coding region: 1-1230 (409 amino acids)
Biological process (GO): coenzyme A biosynthetic process
Cellular component (GO): cytoplasm; nucleus
Molecular function (GO): phosphopantothenate--cysteine ligase activity
Source: RefSeq, a predicted model, not a curated record